This is a messenger RNA of Geosmithia morbida, 2031 nucleotides long. RefSeq lists its product as uncharacterized. The record is from RefSeq and is a predicted model, not a curated record. The coding region runs from base 1 to 2031 and encodes 676 amino acids. Lineage: Eukaryota; Fungi; Ascomycota; Sordariomycetes; Hypocreales; Bionectriaceae. The transcript has 3 exons.
AUGGCGCCCAACCAUGAGGCGGCCUCAUUCGCACCGAUGAGUGCCUUGCCGCUGCGCAUGCGCAAGAGUCCCGAUACCCCGACUCAGGAGCUCAAUCAUAAGCUCUCUGGGUUCCAGGAAGGCUUUAGUCGGCCAGAUAUGGUCAAGCCAUGCCCUCUCAUGGUUCAAGGCCACAGUCGCCUUCGCUCGCCUACGGAAUCAUCGAUGAAAACUACAAGCAGCUUCACAGACUCGGCGACGACUCUAUCGUUUCCGAACAUGACCAGUCCUGUCAGCUCUGGAUUCGUGACCGAGUCGCCGGAACCUCUCGUGUCACCGCCUAAGCGCAGGAGCAUGCAUCGCCAUAAUCCUUCCAGUGCGACUUGCUCCACACUCGUAAACGAAGAAGACGAAUUCUCCUACAUGCGAUACCCCUAUCCUUAUAACAAGGCGAGCGCGGUCGGUUCAGAACAGUUGGUUCUGGGAGAUAUUGGCGUUUGGGCACGGGACAGAGAAAAGUCAGCACCAAUGGAACAUAGCGACAACGAACCAGUUGAAAUCAUCCCAACACCUGAAACCCCGUUGCCCAUGCGGGACGAUAUAUCAGAGACACAGUCUAUACAAUCAAACGAUUCCGUGGACGAGGACGCAGAGGCAGUCCUGGACUUUGCCCUCCAGCUCUCAUAUGGACUCGAUCUGGCGAGUGCGCCAGCCGGGGCGCAUGAGCUUGCGGGCAAGUUUGUCCGUGACCUUGGCCCCAUGAUUUGGCAGUCAUCGCCUGGAACACAGGCAUCAAACAAUAGGCCCACGUCUACAAACUCAGUUAUCAAUACAGGGACGCCUGCUGGUGACGGCAACUUCCGCGGCAGUGGUAAGCGAAAGAAGCAGGCUGGAGGUGGUGGCAGUGGCGAGCCAGGAGAUGAUGAUGAUGAGUGCAGCGAUGAAGAUGAGAAAGCAGCAGUGCCCGCCAAGAGACAGCGCCCCAGCCCCAAGGAUGAGGAGAACCUGCGAUUGAGCUGCCCCUACAGGAAGAGGAACCCCUCGCGGUUCAAUGUGAGGGACCAUCACUCGUGCGCCAUGACAUAUUUUCCCAAAUUUGCAGAGCUUCGACAACACAUUGUCAAACAGCACAAGAGAGAUGACCCUUCAGCGUUCGUAUGUGGCCGGUGCAACCGUGAUUUUGCGACGCGAAAGGAGCUGCGAGAGCACCAGCGUCUGCCCCGGGACCAAAUGUGCGAGAUUGCCGAUCACGAUGCCGAGUCUGGUAUCGAUGCUUCCACAUCAGUUAAACUCCUAAGCCGCAAGAGAGCUAGCGGGACAUCUGUCGAGGUGCAGUGGAGAGAGGUGUGGAACAUUGUGUUCCCUGACGAUAAUGAUCACGACGUGCCCACACACCACUUCACGCCUAUCAUCGAACAUUUCGAGCUUUCAAAAUCGUACCUAUCAGCCUUUGCCUCCCUCCACUCAUCGCUCAUAGGCAGCAUGUCCAACCCGGCAACUUUGGAGACAUUGGCGACGAAGUUCCACCAAUGCUUCGUGGAGUCGGUAGACCAAUGCGUCUUUGAGGCCCAGAGCAAGCCAUAUGCCAACCGGAGCAGCAAGCGUGCUGGCGAACAGCCGUCAACAGCGAUGAAUUCGCUUCCACGGCAGCGAGUAUCCAAGGAGCUGGCCCCCCGUCCAGAUUCUGGAGUUGUCAUCACCGACGAGCUAUCUGAGGAAAGCGGCAGUGUUGCCGGAAGCAACAGGGGGUCUGCUCAGUCGCUAAACAGGUCUUCAUACCCGAGUCUCGUACCAGUGAUAUCUAUGCCUCCUACCCCCGUAGUGAGGUCGACACCAACUUCUUCAAUGACUGCGAGCACAGGGACCCUAGCCCCAGUCGACGAUGUCCAGGCCUGGGCUGCUUCAGGAUAUGCCUACCCGAUACACGACUUCACUGUCGAUCCCACUACAGACAUGAGGGUGCCACAUGGACAUGAGUGGCCGAGUGAAUUUUAUAACGUGCACCCCAACGCAUCAGGGUUUCCAGGACCUGAUUUCUCCGGAUUUCUUUGA